Glycine soja is the source of this 971-nucleotide messenger RNA. Its product is annotated as CASP-like protein 1E1. NCBI's taxonomy places the organism in Eukaryota, Viridiplantae, Streptophyta, Magnoliopsida, Fabales, Fabaceae. The transcript has 2 exons. The record is from RefSeq and is a predicted model, not a curated record. The coding region runs from base 142 to 723 and encodes 193 amino acids.
CCAUCAACCCUCUCCUUCUUCCUUGUGUUAUAACAUUCCACAAACAACUCUUUCUUUUAAAUUUUAUAAUAUUCUUCUGAGUCUGUUUUUUUUUUCUCACAAGACCAUUAUACCAGAUCCAUUUUGAAGAGAUCGAGUAGUAUGAGCAGCCAGACGUCGAAGCCGAACGUGGAUGGAGUGCACAUCGAUGUGAAGGUUGUGGAGAGGCCAAUGAGAGAAAGGCCCUACGAUCUGUUGCUGCGGUUUCUUGGCCUUUCACUCACUCUUGUGGCAGUCAUCAUCGUUGGUGUUGACAAUGAGACCAAAGUCAUCUCCUAUGCCGAAAUGCAGUUCAAAGCCACUGCUAAGUGGGAAUAUGUCUCUGCCAUUGUGUUUUUCUUGGUGAUAAACGCGAUAGCAUGCUCAUACGCAGCUGCAUCAUUGGUUAUCACAUUGAUGGCAAGAAGCAAUGGAAGAAAAAACGAUGUGACACUGUUGGGGCUAACAGCGCUAGAUCUUGUGAUGAUGGCUUUGUUGUUCUCGGCCAAUGGUGCAGCUUGUGCAGUGGGAGUGAUAGCACAGAAGGGGAACUCGCACGUGCAAUGGAUGAAAGUGUGCAACGUCUUUGAUGCCUAUUGUCGCCACGUCACUGCAGCAUUGGUCCUCUCCAUCAUUGGAUCCACGGUCUUUCUCUUGCUCGUGCUCCUUUCUGUUCUCAAACUCCAUUACAGAACAGGAAUUUAGAUCUCGAUAUGAUAUGAUACACGCUAUAAUAUAUAUUUGUAGGGUUAAUUAAUUAAUUGAGGGUGUUCUUGUACGUGUGAAUCGUGUUUUUGGCAUAGACCUUGUGCACUUGUUGUGGUUGAUGAAGAACGCCAAAGCACUUAAAAGAUAUAGAUGCUAUAUUUAAUUUAUUAUGUCCUUUGGUAGUGAUUAAAUUGAAUGUGGUUCGUUGGUAGUAAAUAUACUUUACCAGAUGGUAGUUCGAUUUA